AUGUCUGAUGUCGACAACGCCCUGUACUGCGUCACCGGUACACCAUCCAACGGAUUGUGUCGCGUAGACCUCGCAGGCGAUCUCCUGGAAACUACCGCGCUGUGCACACCGGCUUCAAAAGCGUUCAACCGCACGGAACCCGGUGCGAUCACCUCGUACCUCGUCAAGAAGCACGACCCAGCGCGCAAGGUUUCGACCGACUCGUGUGAGGAGCGCACGUUGCUCCCGCAGUGGAUGUUCUUUGACGCCUUGGACAAGGCCCACUCCGGCCAGGCCAUCUCCUUCAAGCUGUACAGCGAUGGCAAUGUCCCCAGCGCGAUGGAGCGGUACAGGCGCGAGGUCGUGCACAUCUUCGGGGCGCUCGGGAUUGUGCUCGCGCGACAUAGCAUCGGGUCAUUCCCGCGCGGGAAAGAUUUGCGAAGACCAUCGCGGAGUGGUCAGUGGGAGACGUCCAUGUCCUCGCUGAGUCUGAGUCUGAGAACCCUCGCUUCCGUCCAACUCGUGGCAAGCACCUUGGGAUCAACACCGGCGUCCUGA
Molecule: messenger RNA, 537 nt
Organism: Epithele typhae
Lineage: Eukaryota; Fungi; Basidiomycota; Agaricomycetes; Polyporales; Epitheliaceae
Exons: 5
Coding region: 1-537 (178 amino acids)
Source: RefSeq, a predicted model, not a curated record